AAUUUCCGGUUGUGUUCCGGUUCCUUCUGGCUUCUGUUUGUGAAGUAGUAUUUUGAAGCUCGCCAGUAAAAUCAUCAGAAAGUAAAGUAACCCCGUGUUUUCAACGUUGUGAAACGGAAAUAUACGUAACCGUGAUGCAGACUAAACACCGACACACGGUUUGUGUAUGUAUGUUUACAAAUGAACAGACUUAAAUCACAUUAGUACAACAUUAUUGUUAGAACAGCUGCGCGACGUGGUUAUCAACAAGAAACCAACCACGAGACAGUUCUCUUUUCCUCCACAACAAGAACAAAAAAAAAUGCCAUCAAGAAAUCACCUUGACAAAAUCGGAAGGAAGAAGAAAAAGAAAUGGACAGAGGAGGCCAUGGAACGUGCACUGAUUGAGGUAAAGUCAGGGAGGUGCACGGUGAGACAGGCUGCCAAAGAGUUUGGAGUCCCCAAGUCUUCGCUGGGAGACAGAGUGAGUGGACGGGUGACACCAGGGAGUCGCAGUGGGCCAGCUCAACUUAUAACAUCUGCAGACGAGGAGCUGUUAGUGGAGUUCUCCUCAUAUAUGUCCAAGCAUGGAUUCCCACUUACUAAACAGCAGCUGGUCUCCUUUGCCUCUUCGAUUUACAAGCGGCAGCAUCGGAGGGUGGCCUUUUCCAAACUGGGCCAGACCUGGUGGCUCAAUUUUAGAAAACGGCAAGAAAAGAAUAUUACUAUUCAGCCAGCAGACACUGUUAUACGUGGAAGAACAGUUUGUGUGAGGAAAGAAGCGGUGGACCAGUUUUUUCAUUUACUGAGCACCGUCAUGGACACUCAUGGAGUCAGAGACAAGCCUCGCCAUAUCUUUAACUGCAGCGAGACAGGCUUUCAGCUGGGCAGGAAGAAGGUAAAUCUUUCCAAGCCUGUCGGACUUGGCUACAGACCAGUGCCAGGUCUGAGGGACCACAUCUCCAUUUUAGCUUGCUUUAGUGCAGCUGGAGAAGACGUUCCCCCUUUUAUUGUCUACUCGAAGGCCUACCCAGGGGGAGUAUGUUACAAGACACAAGGCCCACCAAAUGCUCUCUAUGGUUGGUCAGACUCGGGUUGUAUUAAUUCUGACCUCUUUAAAAAAUGGUUCCUUAAACAUUUUCUUGUGCACGCACCGAAGGAACGUCCACUGCUGCUGAUUUUUGACGGCCACAAGUCGCCUGUGAACCUGGAGGUGGUGGAGGCCGCUCGUAAGGAGAACGUCGUCCUCCUGUGCCUCCCGUCUCAUUGCUCUUACAUCCUGCAGCCACUCAACGCAGGUCUUUUUGUUCUCCUACGGCAGCGUUUUGCGGCACUCCUAGGGGAGGGUUGUGCCACGGACACCCCCUUUGCAAUAAGCAAGAAAGAGUUCUCUGGAGUUUUUAAAGGAACUUAUCAGGUAGCAAAGGAAGAGGAGGGUGCCAGGAUUGUCAAGGAAGGGUUUAGAAAAUGUGGUAUCUACCCGCUGAACCAUUUUGUUGUCAAUGAUGGUCAUUUAAUGUCAUCACAAAUCAUGAGCUCAGCAGCUGGACCUUCUUUUGCAGCAUCUGCUCAGGAGAUAGACACUGUAGGAGACCUCACAGCUCCUGAAGCCUCCUUAUAGCUCGUUAUCACCUUAAUCGGCCAUUAGUGCCUCUGAGGAAUUAGGCUUCCUGCAGAGCUCGCUGUUUGCCAGCUCACAAAGGAGAAAAGAAUCUGUCAAUAUGAAUUGCUUGGUGAAGAUGUGCUCCAAUUAAGUCAUUGAAUAAACGGUUUCAAUGCAA
Molecule: messenger RNA, 1760 nt
Organism: Solea senegalensis (Senegalese sole)
Lineage: Eukaryota; Metazoa; Chordata; Actinopteri; Pleuronectiformes; Soleidae
Product: MFS-type transporter clz9
Exons: 2
Coding region: 302-1600 (432 amino acids)
Cellular component (GO): nucleus
Molecular function (GO): DNA binding
Source: RefSeq, a predicted model, not a curated record